ACACACAUGACAGUGCCUCAUCUCUGUGUCUAUCGUUUUACUGUUUGCGCAUCGGGGAGGAAACAAUGUCAUCGAAGGACAAGAAACCAGCGAAGCCGUCGAGCAGUCGAACCGGUGGAAUCCGCACUCUCUCCGAUCUCAAUCGGAGAUCAAAUCCGGACUCAGACAGUGAUUCGGACGGUCCUCAGGAGUACUACACCGGCGGCGAGAAAAGUGGUAUGAUGGUUCAAGAUCCAUCGAAGAAGGAUGAUGUUGAUGAGAUAUUCAAUCAAGCUAGGCAGCUAGGAGCUGUUGAAGGACCUCUCGAGACUCCUUCUUCGAGUUCCAGAAGCUUCACUGGAACUGGGAGGUUGCUUUCAGGUGAAAGCGUUUCGACUCCUCCUCCUCAACAGCCUGACCCUGUGGCUCACAACAUUAUCUUCUGGUCUAAUGGAUUCACUAUAGAUGAUGGUCCGUUGAGGAAGUUGGAUGAUCCAGAGAAUGCUUCUUUUCUCGAGAGUAUUCGAAAGUCUGAGUGUCCGAAAGAGCUUGAGCCUGAAGAUAGAAGAGCUCCUGUACAUGUUAAUCUGAUGCGAAGGGAAGAGAAUUGUCCUGAAAGAGAGAAGCCUAAGGUUUCCUUUCAGGGCGUUGGAAGGACUCUUAGUGGUGGUACCCCAUCGCUGGCUCCAGAUUCCGCAGCCGUUCCGGUACAAACCGGUUUAGCAGCACCACCGUCUCCAACUCUUGUAAUAGAUGAAACCCUUCCUACCGCAUCGAUUCAGAUUAGACUAGCGGAUGGGACCCGGCUUGUGGCUAAGUUCAAUCACCAUCACACGGUUAGUGACAUUCGGGCUUUCAUUGACUCCUCUCGGCCUGGAGCCCCGGUUAACUACCAGCUUCAGACAAUGGGAUUCCCACCUGCGCCUUUGACGGAUCUCACUCAGACCAUCGAACAAGCUGGUCUAGCCAACUCUGUUGUUCUUCAGAAAUUCUAGAAUGUUUCUUCUUUUUUGUCUUUGGAUCAGAGUUUCCGUAACUGUUACUGUAACCAGAAAAUGUUGGCACUUAAACGGGGUCUCUCAUAUCGGAAGAACAAGACUUGUGGUAUAGAUUUAAUUAUUUUAUCGAAAAUAUUUUUCUCAUUA
This is a messenger RNA of Brassica oleracea var. oleracea, 1124 nucleotides long. RefSeq names its product plant UBX domain-containing protein 4-like. Gene Ontology annotation, cellular component: cytosol; nucleus. The transcript is spliced from 4 exons. Gene Ontology annotation, biological process: proteasome-mediated ubiquitin-dependent protein catabolic process; Golgi organization; nuclear membrane reassembly. Bases 66 to 974 code for a protein of 302 amino acids. Gene Ontology annotation, molecular function: ubiquitin binding. The record is from RefSeq and is a predicted model, not a curated record. Lineage: Eukaryota; Viridiplantae; Streptophyta; Magnoliopsida; Brassicales; Brassicaceae.